Messenger RNA from Cololabis saira (Pacific saury), 2019 nucleotides. It is a transcript of the gene mtfr2, whose product is annotated as mitochondrial fission regulator 2. The transcript is spliced from 8 exons. Gene Ontology annotation, biological process: mitochondrial fission; aerobic respiration. Gene Ontology annotation, cellular component: mitochondrion. Bases 200 to 1249 code for a protein of 349 amino acids. Lineage: Eukaryota; Metazoa; Chordata; Actinopteri; Beloniformes; Belonidae. The record is from RefSeq and is a predicted model, not a curated record.
UUGACUUCACUGCACGGUUGCAUGAGGAAGGAGAGUCUGUAAAUUGUGCCGUUUUCAUCUUUAUAAAUUCCCUGAAAAGAAGUUUAAGAUAGCAACGGCUAAUGGAAUGUAGCCUUUUAAAACAAGUCUACGUAGUUUAGUUUAGUCAGCAGAAAGAGGAGCUUUGCAGCCUCAGCUGCUGCAGGAAAAAGUCCUUCCAAUGUCUCUACUCGAGGAUGUCCUGGAUGUGCUUCGCAUGGUCCUGGAUUACUUUGGAGUGCCUCCAGACAUGCUGGUUCCGGUAUGGGACAGCCAGCUGUGCGGACAGUAUCGCAGCAUUGUGCGGAUGAUUGGCACAAAUCUUCCACUGGAGCCUCUUCCACGUAUCCACUUUCAGAUCCCCCUCGUCAAUCAUCGUCCCGAUGGAUACCUCGAUGUCCCAGCAAACAUACCAGACACACGAGCCAUCCCCUCAUUUGCAGACGUCAUGUGGGUAUUUGGCGAUGAAGGUGACAAUUACGCCAGAACUAGGAACCAUUUACCUCCAAAAAUGCAAUGCUCUGUGAAUCGUGACCUUACGAGUUACACAAGACCAACACUGAAUGAAGCUCAGAGAGGACGAAGAGCUGUUGGACAAACCGUUGCCCCAGAAGCCCUGAAGAAGAUCACGGCGCUGGAGGACGAACUCUUCAAACUACGGGCUCAGAUAGCUAUGAUUGUCACUGCUGCUCCAGCGUCAGGCCUGACUGAGUCCCCAGAUUCGCCUUUGAAGUCCACUCCUCCAGUCCCAACUCACACCUCCACACCUCGUUCCACUGCUCCUCCUCCUCCUCCACCACCUCCUCCACCACCUCCUCCCUGCCGAAGCCCCUCAGCUGAGACACCCUCGCUGUUAGAGUUGAUCAGACAGCGCAAGAACAACGGGACUGACAGUGGUCGGCUCCGACCCCAGGACAACCGAGGAGUGGAAACUAAAACCAUCCCUUCCAUGCUGGAUGUUCUGAAAGACUUAAAUCGAGUGAAAUUGCGCGCAGUGAAAAGAUCACCAGGAGGCUCACCAGUCAAGAGGAGACGUAGUAAGGGAUUUGCUGCACUGGCAAAUGAUCCUGCAGCUCUCAUCGCUGAUGCACUGAAGAAAAAGUUUGCCCAUCAUCAUCUUAACAACUCUUCCGAUAAGGAGAAUUCCCAGGAGCUCUCACCCUUCGGCAGUCCAGAGAUGCCUCAGGUUACUUUCCACAACAGACGCAGUCAUGGUCGCCGCUAUUUAUGAUCCGGUUAAAUGGUGUCAUGUAACUCCAAAGAGGACCUUCAGAAUGACCAUCAGAUGCUACAAAUUUGCCUCCUAAAGGAUUUUUUCUUUUUAUUGGCUGCCAGUACAAACUUGGGUUUUAUUUUGCUUUUCUAUUCUUUCCUUUUUAACAGUGUUUGUCUCACAUUGAGUCUUGUUCUUUUAAGUGUUUUUGUUGGGUUUUGUAUCAAUAAAUAUGUCGCUGUGAAUGGUUUUGUCACUCUGAUGUUGUUUUUGGACUUUGAAACGUUACUGUUUCUAGUAUUGUUCAAAGAGAUAUGUUGAUAGAAUCCUAUUUUAAAGAAAAUAAUGAUGCAAUGUAUUUGAAGCAGUAUGCACCUGCUAUAAUAGUUAAAAAGUCACUUUGUGAGGCCUUUCAUCCUCUCAUCAGCUGUAUGAUGUGACUGGCGGUGGGAUUUCAAAUUCAUAUCGCUGUUCUAUGCAUUUUUUUACUUUUUUAUUUCAUUGAAGAGUCUGAGCACUGAAUCUUUACGCUGGCUAAUGUUUCAAAGAAUUGUGCAUGUAUAUUUCAUAAAGGAUGAGCAUUGUGAAUGAAAAUGUAUUUUACCUUCUUGCAUUUAUGAAUGUUUUUGUUUUAAAUAUUGUCUUUUAAACCAAUGCAUUGUACUGAAUUAUGGAGUUUUACAUGUGUGGUCAAUUUCAUUUGAGUUUACAGACCUACUCAUUCUGAUAAAUACAAACGUGUUGCAUUACUUUUGCUUGGAAUAAACGUUUUAUUAUAAAGGUCUCAA